AUAAUGCUGGAGAUGCUUAAUCGAAUGCAUUAUAGUACGGAUGAAAUUGUAAUCGAUGCCAAAACUGAAGUAUUUGCAAUCAGAAAUCACAUUACGCGUGAUCAAGAUAGGGAUGCAAUGGUGAAGACCGAAGGCAAAAUUCCCAUCACCGAUUUUCACAGCUACACAAUCAAUCAGCCGUCUGAGAUUGUUGUGAGCAUGAAAGAGCUAAAAGGAAUGCUGAGUUUUGCGGAUUAUUUUCAAUUAUCGGUUAGCAUAUAUUUCGAUCAGCCAGGAAACAUAAAUGGCAAAAAAAUGCUGGAUGAAAGUGCUGUUUUUAGCCCACUGGUGAUAGCUCUGGAGGAGAAUAUCAAUUUCACUGGCGAAGUGGUUCUUGCAACUGGUUUUGGCGACAUAACACCUUACGAUGUGGAUUCCGAAAUUCCGAUUCAAAUUGUUCAUACAUCGGCGCGUCAGCUGCAGCAAGCGAAACAACGAAACUGCAGCCAGACAUUAUCAGAGCUAAAUCCUUCCGGAUUAGUAACAAUCGACGACUGCUCGUUGCCAGCAAAGAAUAAAAAAAUUUUGCAAAACUCAAAUGUACUAGGAACGGAUGAACUAAUGGAAGAUGAGAGGCUUUUGCUUGCUGAAGAUGAUAUGCGAAAAAUUUUAAAAAUUAAUGGUGAUAAUGAAGAUGGAGCAGGUCCGGAGAAACAGCCAUCUCAUGGCCCAGCCCUCUUUCGGUACUUGUUCGCAUUUGACGAGUCGACAUUCGAUGAGGAAGAUUUCCUCCUGGAUGCAGCAGCGUUGGCCCCAGAUUCUGAUCCUGACAGUUACCCCAGCGAUUGA
This is a messenger RNA of Gongylonema pulchrum, 828 nucleotides long. The record is from the annotation of a GenBank genome assembly. NCBI's taxonomy places the organism in Eukaryota, Metazoa, Nematoda, Chromadorea, Rhabditida, Gongylonematidae.